GACGGGGAAGAAGUCCGCAGCCAGCGGGAUGGUUGGCAGACCUUGGCAAUGAACCCCGCCUUGCACGUGGAAGAGAUGUUCACAGCUGCGGAUGCCCUGAUGUCUUUGAUCCCGCUGGUGCGUCGUGCAGGUCUGGAAGAACUGCAUGACUGGCUGGAAACUGCACUGCUGGUGAUGUCGGCUGCGCGCCG
This is a messenger RNA of Durusdinium trenchii, 191 nucleotides long. The record is from the annotation of a GenBank genome assembly. Lineage: Eukaryota; Dinophyceae; Suessiales; Symbiodiniaceae.